AUGCCUCGGAGCGACAAUACUAGCCCUACGGAUUUGACGCAGCAGUACCAGGGUGUAGAGUUGCAGGACUAUGGCAUGUCAUCCCAUCUCAUGGACCAGAGCGGCACAGGCUCGGGCUCACGGGCUGUAACGUCGGUGCAGCAGUCCCCCGAGCCAUCGCAGGAGGAUCUUCAGGGUCACUACAUCGGGCCAGCCUCUGGCGUCUCAUUCCUUCUCAGGGUUCAAAAACGAAUGCAUCAAGCAAUAUCGUUCUCUGGACCAGGAAGCAUCUUUACUUUUGGUGAUGCACCUCUUCAAAACCCUGAUUAUGAUCCAAACUUUUGUAUGAUGCUUCCCAAAGAAGACGCCCAGCGUUUGGUGGAUCGUUACUUCGAUUUUGCUAUGCCGACAUACCGUUUCCUUCACCGACCCACGAUUCAGGAAUGGUUCUCUGAGUUUUAUGAGACGUUGGGUACUAUGCGUGACCCAAAUAAUUCUGCCGCCAAAGUCGCGUUGCUCUUCAUGAUUUUGGCCCAUGCUAGGGUGUACAUGCCAGAGAACGACAGACCCGGACCUUCUGAUCUGAGCUCACGGUAUUACUUGGCAGCUGAACAUCAACUCUCGAAAGAGAGCGGUUCAAUACGACUGACCAGCGUUCAGGCCCGUCUCCUGCAGUGUUACUAUCUCGGAACUCAAUCCCGGGUCAACCACUGCUGGAGUCAAUUUGGUAUCGUUACAAACCUGGCUCUUGCUAUCGGUCUAAAUCGAAAUAAACGACCUGGCAUUAUAAGUGGUCUGAAUCAUAUUGAAGUCGAAAGCCGUCGACGAACCUUCUGGUGCGCAUACACUCUCGAUGCAUAUCUCAGCGUAUCUCUAGGUAGACCACGCAACUUUCACGAUGACGAUAUCGACACGGAGCUUCCGGCCUGUGUUGAUGAUAACGACAUAACUAAGGAUCACAUAAACCUUGCUGCGUCAACGAAAGGCUAUUCGGUUAUGCUUGCUCCACUUGGGCAUAUGAAGCUUGCACGCAUCAUAGGCCAAAUACUGCGUGGUCUCUACUCCGUCAAACCUAUCUCGAUCUCCAGACGCUUAGAAGAAACACAACUCGUCUCUAAGGCCCUCGCAGACUGGCGAGCCGAGUUUUCCCAGUUUCUCGAUGCCGACUACUUCAGUACAUCCUUUCUGGUUCCAAUCGUUCAACGCCAACGCAAUGUUUUGAAUCUAACCUACUGGCAUGCCAUAAUACUGACGCAUCGACAAGCUGUCCUCAACAACUUUGCAAGGAUAUCACGUCAAAAUAGAAGAGGCAGUGAGAAUGAUGCUGCAACUCAAGAGAGUGUGAAAAGGUGCCUUGAAGCUGCCAUCCAAACAGUCGGUCUGAUCGAUGAAAUGACCGACAACGGACAGAUGUUCCGAGCAUUCUGGGUUACGGCAUACUUUGCCUUUACUGCAGCCAUGGUUCUGUACAUCUACGUGAUCCAAAAAUGGGCUUCACCCCCUGAGACAUACAGUGAAUACUUUACAGCUGCAGCUCGAUGCCAAUCUCACAUGUCAACCAUGAUCGAGAAAGGCUCCUUAUCAGAGCGAUACUGUUUCCUGUUGGAAGAAUUACGGGUGGAGGCCUUGCGACAGGUCAAUCGGAUGCAUCCAAACGUAUUUCUGGACGGGCAUGCACAAGACAAUGCUUUUCAGUCCAAUGUCAUACCGAUGGAUACGCCAAGCGACAAGACAUCUUAUACAGACUUGAUGGGCGAGAAUGGGUUGGACUUUAACGGCAUUUCUAGAGUGGAUUUCGAAACGGGUUGGUCCCAAUUUGCAACGAUGGUCUCGUCAGGCUUGGGUAACCUGGAUGCCUUCCUUGAUGAUGAUGUCUUUCGGCUUUAG
Molecule: messenger RNA, 1866 nt
Organism: Fusarium subglutinans
Lineage: Eukaryota; Fungi; Ascomycota; Sordariomycetes; Hypocreales; Nectriaceae
Exons: 4
Coding region: 1-1866 (621 amino acids)
Biological process (GO): DNA-templated transcription; positive regulation of transcription by RNA polymerase II
Cellular component (GO): nucleus
Molecular function (GO): zinc ion binding; sequence-specific DNA binding
Source: RefSeq, a predicted model, not a curated record